UAUCAGAGUCAAAUACAAUGCAAUACUUUGACAUCUAAAUCUAAAACCUACUAUGUAUGUAUACUAUGUAUCGAAACACUACUUUGCAAUAAAUCUAAUAACAUUUUCCGCAGUCAAUUGCUUCAUUCGCAACGGAGACGCAGAACGGAGACGCGUCUCAUGAUAAUCAAGUGGCAACGGUAGAGGCGCACGAGACAAGAUGUGCAAAAGGAAUAAAUAACUCAGAGACGAUGGAGAAUGGCGAGGAAACGUACCGACCAAACGUUGCAAUUCCAACGAGCAAUGACAUUGCAACGUUCUCCGAGGAAUUCUGUUCGACGAUUCGACCGGCGCACAACGUGCAAUCUUCCCAGGAAACUCUGCACGAAAUCAAGAGGAGACUACAGAGUUUGCACAACGUGCUGCAAAUAUAUCAAGACGCGAAUCGGUAUUCAGAGCGGGACGAGGAGUUAGAAAAGGAUGAGCGAAUCGACGAGGUAGACGCGUCCAUCGGAGCUGCACCCGAGGACGCUGAUCGAUGCAAAACCGAUACGAAUUGCAACGUCGAUUCGCAGGAAAAUCCGCCAGAGCUACAACACUCGAUGGACAACUGCGAGUAUUACGAUCACUCCGAUGGCAGUUUAUCUUGCUUGACUGGAUGUUCUUCAAGCACAUCGAAAACGUAUCGAUGUUCCAGCAACACUGCCACGCGAAAUCCUUGUUCCAAAGAAUCCAGUCGACACUGCAUCGCACGUAGACCGGUCACAUGUACCAAUGUCGAGACAAGUGAUCUUCCGGCAUUUUCAACGACGACAAAACUGUCCACCUGCAAGCAGUCUUCGCGUCUCUACAGUUUUGCGACGUCACAAACAUCGGAGGAUUGUACGAACUGUAAAACUGAAGAUGAAUCGUUCAAAGAUCAGAACGUACAGACUCAAAACGGAACAUCUUCGAGAAGGUUUGUCGCAAUAUUCGAUAACGAAGAAGAAAAACGUCAAGAAAAUGUGAUAGUGUCUCAAAGCGAUGAUCGAACAUUAAACGAGAGCGACAGGGAAGAGAAAUCGACAGCGCUGUUGCUUCAAGAAGCUUUACAUUUCAAGAAGAUUCUGCUGACGCGAGUUGACUCGGUGAAGGGGCAGCCAACACGACAAGAGACAAGUGAGAACGACAUCGCGGACGAAUCUAUACGUGAAUGCAAAGAAACGGAGCGAAGAGGAAACAAUGAUAAUUUUCCUUCAAUGAUAUUGGACAUCAAAACGGAGAAACCGAUCAACGGUUCCUGCGAGCGGAUGAAUCAACAUUACGUUUAUCUCGAGAUGAAGCAACGACGUGAAGAAGAAAGUGAGAAUCGCAUUUGCGAGGCAUCCUCCAAAUAUUUCAGUAUCACCGAUUUUGGAAUCUGUGACGAUGAUGAUGCAAAAAUUGGGAGUAAUGUUUUAUCGUCGUUAGAGCCUCCCAUUUAUGAAAAAGUGAUCUCUAUAACGAUACCGGUCGAUGCGAGGAGUCGAGAUGAAAUUAGUGCAAAUUCCGCUGAGAAAUUGAGAAGAAACAGGAAUGCCGAUGACAUUGGCGACAAUGUAGUUGGACGUUCGCCAACGACGCGCAAACUCGAAGAUCUCGUACUGGAGCGCAUCAGAAAUAUCAGAGAUUGCAUGGAUACCUUCCUUCGGAAUCGGAACAAGGCAAUAUCCAAAGUGCGCAGGGCGCUUCAGUAUCGUGGCGAAAGCGAUGCGAUGUUCGCUCCUCGAUGCUCAAAUGAAGCGAGCCACGUAAUGUUGCACAAGCGCGAUAACUGCAUCGAUCAAGCCGUCAGUUUCUCAAGCGAUUCACCGGAUCUCUUGCUAAAGACGUGGCCAAAUCGUCGCGAGGUCCUCCUCGAAAACGACAUUUUGAAAUACUGUUCCAACAUGUGCCUAAAGAGAGAUAUGCCUAAAGAGAGAGAAAGAUUUGCGCUUAUCGCUCCUGCCAAGAGCGACGCGCAAUCACCAGAAACAACUACAGAGCUGGAAAAGAAGGAAACUAUCUCGUCUUCCUCGAUGAUUUUCGAACGUCCUUGCGAGGAGGAUGAAACCUACAAGAAUGAAACAAAACCUACGCAUAAAAUAACCGAUACGUUGAACGGGGAUUCUCGAAAGCAUGAGAGACAAACGCAAGAUGCCGAGAGUAAACCCUCGGCAAUAUCGUCACGUCACUCGCUCGACGGUGCGGAAACCGAUAAAGAGAUUGUUGAAAUCGUACAUGAGGAACCGCCAGCGGUGUCAAACGAUAAUUCAACCACUAACAGUAGCUCGUACUUCACUAACGCGACAACAAGUGCCGUGAAAAUGGACGACGUGUUUCCCAAAUCUACUUUGAACCUGGAGCAAUCGCACGCAAUAUCGAUUGUACAGAAGGAAAUGGAACAAAGUCGAGCAAUCAGCGGAGAAAACAAUUUCGUUGAAGGAUUUCCAGAUAUAAAUGUAAAACUGAGCGAGUUAUCAUCGAAUCUCGAGUAUUCCAGCUUGAAGACGCUUGCAGACUCGAAUCUCGUUCCUGACGAAUCGGAAUGCGAUUGUUCGACGAGCGCGAGAGCAACGUUGAAUGAAAAUAUCAUGCCCUUUUGUAACGGUACAAAACGGUCGCCGCGACUUUUCUCACUGAACGGAAAAGAGGAAACACUGAAAACAGACGACGAUUCAUUAGGUAACACAAAACGAGGCAACGAAAUAUUCGCAAAUGUCAUGCACUCGUCGCCUGGAAUAAAAGCUCAUUCAACGGGACAAUUAUCGCAGACGUAUCGACGAAUUAAAGCGAAAAGUGACAUAUCUUUAACGGCCAACAGAAGAAAAGAAGACUUGAGUGUCAACUUGUACCCGAAGAGAUCGCUCUCGUUUCUGACGCGUCACGACAGUUUGGCACACGUCCAGAGGACAUUGCAUCAGUCUCACAUAAAUGUACAAUACGACGAUGACAAAUUUGCGGAGAAUAAACUGCAAUUCGCGAAUCGAUCCAAGUCUAUCGUACCGCCACAACGGGCUUCCACCAGAUCUUGCAUACCGAUUUCGAUGAAUCGCUUCGAGGGUAUUGGUCGAGUAAGAGGUCAAACUCACGCGAGGAGUCCGACAAGAGGUCCGCUAACCGUGUCGUGCAGAGAAAAGACUUUCAGUGAGAGUCACGUGAAGGAAGACGAGGAAGUUGCACAAAGACGCAGUAUUCCAAACAGACACUCGUGUGUAGAGGAAACGGCGUUAGAUGUGCAGAAGGAUAUAUUCGCCAAGGAUUUGGAGAAAAUCGAUGAAGCUAGUACAGAUCGGGAGAAGAAUCCGAAACUUUUGUCCAACGAGAGCAUUGUAAAGUCCUCGUCGGAGGAGGAAAUGUGCUCCGCGACAGAUUUCUUGAGACAUAAAAACAACUUUUGGAUCAUUACCGUCGACAGAAUGGAGAAGGAAGUUACCGCGAAACCUUCUAUUACGGAUACAUAUACGUCCAUGUCCAAAGUUACAUUAGAAACGAACUGACACGUAUAUAUGAUUUGUCAUACCUAUGUAAAUAUUUGUCAGAUCUUUUGUAAUAGUAUAUUUUUUUCUAAAUAAAUUUACUAAGUUCGAACAAAAAGAAAGAAACAAAAUUGUUUCGAUAUUGAUUGUUAGGCAAUGUUGCCCAUCUUUUAGACAUCAUCGAUCAGCGGCAACCGAAGUGGCUGAAUGUAAUAAAAGGUAU
Molecule: messenger RNA, 3678 nt
Organism: Ooceraea biroi (clonal raider ant)
Lineage: Eukaryota; Metazoa; Arthropoda; Insecta; Hymenoptera; Formicidae
Source: RefSeq, a predicted model, not a curated record